GCUCCGAGUCCCCUGACGCACAGCAGCCGGAGAGUUCAGAGAGACAGUUAGAGUAUUCUCCUAUCUUACACAUCAGGGUAAGAGGAUACUAAACUAUGGAGCUUAUCACAAAUAGAGUCAGGUUUGUUUUAUAGAGGAGUUUUGCUUGCAGAGAUUUCAGUUUUGGAAUAUUUUUUUCCGACUUUUUCUUUUUUAACUGCAUCACCCACUGUGAAACAUGCCUGCUUUCGGAGUUUGGAUUAACGCAAUUUGGAUUUUACUUUUCGCCGGUUGUGACUUGGCUUGUUCAAGUUAUUCUGAAGACCAGUGCAGCUGGAGAGGAAGUGGUUUGUCCCAGCAGCAGGGCAGCGUGGAGCAGAUCUUCCUCCACUGCUCUGAGGGCACCUUGGACUGGCUGUACCCCAAAGGGGCCCUGCGCCUCAGCCUGUCCCCCCGCCUGCCCUCUGUGGCGGUGGGGCCCGGCGGCAGCAGCUCGGGCCUCAUCACGGCCUGCGUCAAGCCCUCGGAGCAUUUCCACGGAGCCCAGCUCUACCUGGAGAGGGACGGGGUCCUGGAGCUCCUGAUCAGCGACCGGCUGGAGUCCUCCCCCCCACCGAGGGUCCGCUGCUUCAGCCGCCUGCCCGGGGAGAGGGUGGCUCUCUUCCUGCAGGCCACACCUCACCAGGACAUCAGCAGGAGGAUUGCAUCCUUCAGAUACGAGCUGAGAGGAGACUGGACCGCCCGCCUGUCACUGGACAACAACCCCAUCAGUAGUGAAGAGGCCUGCAGACCCUGCAACAACACUGAGAUUCUGAUGGCCGUUUGCACCAGUGACUUUGUCGUGCGAGGCAACAUCCGUUCAGUGGUGGAAGACGAUAACCUACGAGCGGCGGUGAUCAAAGUCAGCGCCACCCGGGUGUUUCGUCAGAAGUACGCCCUGUUCACCGGCAACAGUCGCCUCAGCAGCCGCGGGGAAGUCAGGACGCUGCUGCAGUGCGGCGUCAAACCGGGGCCCGGCAGCUUCCUGUUCACCGGACGGGUCCACUUCGGGGAGGCCUGGUUGGGCUGCGCUCCCCGAUACAAGGACUUCCAGAGGGCUUACAUGGCAGCCAAAGCAGCCCAGCAGAUACCCUGUGAACUGCCAGUAGACUGAGUGUAACAACUCACCAACAGCUUGUCUACCACUCAGAGUUGAGGCCGUUCUGAAAGCCAGGCCAAACUCAGCCUUGCUCCAUGUUUUGGAAGAAGCCAUUGUGCGCCCCAUGCAGCCAUGGCGCCACCAACGUCUUCCUAAAGGACUGAGGAGUAAAUGGACUUUUCCCAACACCAUUUCAGUGCAAUAUGCAGUCACCGGGUCAGGAAUACCCUGUUCAAGUGACAUGAGGGAUGUGGUUGAAAUGAACUCAUACGCAUUUGGUAUUGAAAAGUGAUGCCAUUAUGCAGGUUCAGAGAAAAUCUAUUGAAAAGCUUUCCAUUCGAGAUCAAAUAAGUCGAGCCAUUAAAUCAGGCCCAUUGAGAGACCUUGCGUUGAACUCAGGAACAUUUAUUUACAUUUCUAUAGAAAGCUUACUGCCUAUUAGUUAGUAUCCUAGUGAGGAUACACUCUAGGCACCUUUAUUUUCAGCCAUGUCUGGCCAUGGGAAAGUUAGGUUUUGCUGGGGUCAUCCUCAGUGUUACAACUAUUAAGGAGAUUAUAAAAGAGUCCUCACUAAAUGUAUAUUUGCACUGAUAAAGGGAAGGGAAUCAUCUGGAAAGUGUGAUGCUGCAAGCACUGAAAACCAAAUAAAAAGCAACUAUAUGUAGCAUAGCGAAGUGGAGCAAUUGAGAAUUUAAUAUAUGUACAGAUGAUGAAGGCACAUACAGUACCUGAGCAUGUUUCACAGCUUAAACUAGAGCUGAGAGCACUUUCAUAUUCAGCCAACUCUGAGAUUCUGCCUUUGGGAUGAGAUACAGGCUUUGUUACAGAAACAUAACCGUACAUUUCAGUAGCCAUGCAAUAUUUCUGCUGAAUUGAACCAAUUGGACAGCAUUUCAUUAUAAAAACAAUAUUUUAAACACAUGUUUAAGUGGAGUUGUAGCAGUGUUGCCAAAGCCUUUCUAAGUUGUGUUGUUGUCAAGUCAUUCCCGCUCUCUGCUGAUGAACCACAUAACAAAAUUCACCUUUAUAUACUGUAAUAAGCAUAACAGUCAUUUAUAACCGCAGUCCAGCGUUAUAAUGAUAUAAACCUGUUGCUAUGGAUUAAAAAGAACAACUGCUUUUGGUAAAAAACACAAGUCAUAACAAUGGCUAGCUCAAGAGAAAUGCAAAAAUGUGCAUUUAAUGUAUACAAUUCUGUUAAAUGUUUUAUAUCUAAUGUGCACUAUAUCAACAGGGGGAGAGGUUCAUACCAAAUUACCGUAAUGUGCUAAAGCGGUAUGUCUUAUAAGCGUAAACACUGCCAUUUUCGCUGUUUAUUUGUUAUGUAAAUGUAUGUUAAUAGCAAUAUGAUUGUAAAUAUGUUAAUAAGAAAUUCUAGAAGCAUCGGCAUUGAAAAAAAGCCUGUGGAAAAAACAACAUUGUGAUAUUAUUGUGGAUUAUUUUUGUGUUUGUCUGUGUGAAUAAAAUAUACUGUGAGAAAACA
Molecule: messenger RNA, 2600 nt
Organism: Gymnodraco acuticeps
Lineage: Eukaryota; Metazoa; Chordata; Actinopteri; Perciformes; Bathydraconidae
Gene: metrn
Product: meteorin, glial cell differentiation regulator
Exons: 4
Coding region: 218-1132 (304 amino acids)
Biological process (GO): positive regulation of axonogenesis; glial cell differentiation
Molecular function (GO): hormone activity
Source: RefSeq, a predicted model, not a curated record